AUGUCGCAGCCAUCGCCGCUCUCAGUCGCUGCCAAGCAACGCCUAUUAGAAGAGGGGAAUAUCGUCCGCGUAACCUUUGACGAUAAGAGCGGAAAUGCCCAGGACUAUUACAUUCACGAGAACGUAAUCGCAGAAGCAUCCACCUCUCUUUUCGACGAUAUCGUGGCCAAAGAGGGAGCAUUGCCACAGCUCGAUCUCGGCGGUCUCGCAACUUUUCACUCUGUGAACUAUGACGACGAGGUGUACGAGUUGCUUGUUUACUUCAUCGUCCACGAGGCCUUACCCGAGGCCAAUGUUACGACUGAGCAAGAGAAUCAAGCCACUCAACUGCUGCUUAUCGAAGUGUGGAAGCUGGCUUACAAUCUGAGAAUGCCGAAACUGCAGAAUGCGACUAUGCUUGUACUUCUCCAAUUUGCAUCACAGUAUGCGACUCCGGCUGAAGGUGUACAGAACGUUCUCGAAUGCUUCGAAGCGCCAGACUGGACCCCAGUGGAGCAAUUUGUAGUGGAACAGGCUGCGCUUGGGAUGCUGAAGUAUAAGACCAUCUCAUUCUGCACUGAUUGGCGCUCUGCACACGACACGGGAGAUAUUGAGAUCAAGAAAGCCCUAGACAAGCUGAUCCAGAACGACACAGUGUUCGACGACCGUGCAAGCGAGGGGCAGAGGGUCAAGUACAUGGUCGACGAGGACGUCAUGGAUAGCGACGCCGACGACGAUUCAGAAUAG
This is a messenger RNA of Fulvia fulva, 726 nucleotides long. RefSeq lists its product as uncharacterized. Bases 1 to 726 code for a protein of 241 amino acids. Lineage: Eukaryota; Fungi; Ascomycota; Dothideomycetes; Mycosphaerellales; Mycosphaerellaceae. The transcript has 2 exons. The record is from RefSeq and is a predicted model, not a curated record.